ACUUUGGCUGAACCUAGGAAUUUCACUAGUACUGCUCUGAUGAUAGUACCUUCAGGUUCCAAUUCGGAAUACGAGUCCUUAUGAUUUCACAUGUUUUUGCUGAACUUGUAAAAGAGGCACUUGGAUGAUGGAUUAACAGGAACACUGAGAUUCUGUGAAAAGUUUCAAAUCGGAGAGUAUUCAAUUUUCACCCUAGUCCGGCAGCUGUGCUGCUCACUUAAAUACAGAUGAAUGAAGACCCCAUUCGGGAAGACACCUGGCCAGCGGUCCAGAGCGGAUGCAGGCCAUGCUGGUGUGUCUGCAAGCAUGAUGAAGAAAAGGACUUCCCACAAAAAACAUCGGAGCAGUGUGGGGCCGAGCAAACCUGUUUCCCAGCCCCGGCGGAACAUCGUAGGCUGCAGGAUUCAGCAUGGGUGGAAGGAGGGGAGUGGCCCUGUCACCCAGUGGAAAGGAACCGUUCUGGACCAGGUGCCUGUAAAUCCUUCUUUGUAUCUUAUAAAAUACGAUGGAUUUGACUGUGUUUAUGGACUAGAACUUAAUAAAGAUGAAAGAGUUUCUGCGCUCGAAGUCCUCCCUGAUAGAGUUGCGACCUCUCGAAUCAGCGAUGCACACCUGGCCGACACGAUGAUCGGCAAGGCGGUAGAGCACAUGUUUGAGACGGAGGACGGCUCCAAGGACGAGUGGAGGGGCAUGGUCCUAGCACGCGCCCCCAUCAUGAACACGUGGUUCUACAUCACCUACGAGAAGGACCCUGUCUUGUACAUGUACCAGCUCUUAGAUGAUUAUAAAGAAGGCGACCUUCGCAUUAUGCCCGAUUCUAAUGAUUCUCCUCCAGCAGAAAGGGAACCGGGAGAAGUUGUGGACAGCCUGGUAGGCAAACAGGUGGAGUAUGCCAAAGAGGACGGCUCUAAAAGGACUGGCAUGGUCAUUCAUCAAGUGGAGGCCAAACCGUCUGUCUAUUUCAUCAAGUUUGAUGACGAUUUCCAUAUUUAUGUCUACGAUUUGGUGAAAACAUCCUAGAUGUCAUCAUGAACUUGGCCAAAUUUGUGGAACUAUUAAAUGUAUAAUUUGUAGACAUAAAGACUUGAUUGCUUUCCAGUUUAAUGAAAGCUUAAAUGUCCCUGCGAACCCACAAUCUCUGCCAGCAGAACUGGUUUUGUUCUGAAUAGUACAGAUUUAUGUGAACACAAAGCAUUUUGUGUAAGGAACUCCUUCCUCUUAUGAGAAGUCUCUGUGUCUGGAGGGGAGUUAGGGCAAGUUUGGUAAAGUUAAGCUAGCGUUGCGGUCGUGUAGACUGGGCUGGAUCGCCCCCAGCUCCCCGGCACUGUAGUUCUCCCCGUCUGCUGCCACACUGCAAGCUUAGCCUGGUACUGUUGGUACCGCCUUCUUUGUUGAGACGUAUGCACCUCGCUCUCCCUGUCCACAUCUGUGUGUGUCCAUAAGCACCACACACACACACACACACACACACACGCGCACAUGCACGCACGCACACACACUUCCUUGGCAGUCCGUUCUCUGUGGAUUGGGGCGGGGGUUCAGUAAUACUCUCCAGUUAACAGGAGUGCUUGUCCUGAGUCAGUCCAAUUUCGUAUAUUACUGCUGUUUAUUUAAAAGUAAAUGUGGGCACAGGAGACACAUAAGGACAUUCGGCGUGUUUUGGAAGUCAGAAGUUCAGACACCUUUUUAGUCUGGAGUCUUUAAACCAUGAGUCCAAAUAGGAAUCAUUUGUGAACAGUUGCUGGACCCACAUUAGAAUUUAACAAAACAGGAAUCUGGGUAAAAAGCUGCCUUUAAUUUCUAAGCUUUGUAAAUUUUUGUUUACAUUUUUUAUCCUAAGUACUUUUUUUGUUUUAAAGCAAAGCCCAGGCACUUGGUCCACACGGUGUGAUGCCGGUGUGUUUUGGACGGCACAGCUGGUCCAUUAAUUUGUACGCUCGGCAGCCUGGAUUCUAGUGCGUGGAUUUGAGAGGUUAACAGUGCAUCAGUGGUUUAUGUGUAUGUGGUAAGUUCCUGGCAGAGCCUAGUGCUUUGAUAUUAGAAAUACAAGUUUGGGAGUGGCGUUGCUGCCUUCUGGCAAGUUCUCUGGGACACUUUUAUUUUUAUUACUGUUCUUACUGAUACAUGGUUGUGGUCAGAAGGCUUUUCCCCGCAGAGGAUAUCUAGACACAUAACAGCCUGCAUCCCCUGACACCUUCUGUGGUGCUGGGCGGUCUCGGCUCCCCGUGUGCUGCUGAUGUGGACUCUUCCGUCAUUGCGCUAGCUUCUGGGUGUGACUGUGGCCCUUGGCCACACAGCCCUUUCGUGGCUUGCUCCUGCGAGGUUGUUUUGACCAAAAUAGAACUAUAGAUGUGGUUGGGGUGGUGGCGACACGGCCAUCUGUCACUUUGUUUUGGAUGAGCCCUGAUGGUUUGAAAGCCAGGAGAGAGGCAGUAUGGGAAUCCAGUCUCUUGUGGAGGUUGGAAAGCUUGCCUCAGUGUUGGGCAGCAGGCUGAAUGCACACGUUGUCAGCCAACUACCAGCAGUCCGUGUGGCCUCUGUCGUGGCUGUUCUCAGUAUUGGAGAUUCUGUCGUUGGUGACCUCGCUGCGCAUGGUCCGCGUUGGUGGCCCGCUUUGCCUUCCGGAAGGCUGUGCAUUGUCAUGCUCUUGGGCGGUGACCUCGCGCUCAAGAAGUGCAGCGCCUCACCUCGGGCAGCAGGGGGAGCUUGUCCGGCUCUGCGCUUCUCUCUGCGGUGAGUGCCUGGUCUCACGCUCCUCCUGCUUGAACAGGCGUCGUGCAGCACGUCUGUCUGGCUCUGGUCAGAGUCCCUGCAUGCCAGUCUCCAGGCUGAGCCCGGCUCCCCGAGCGCAGGCGGGAUGCGUGUGCCCUGAGAGUGGGGGUGUCUGGCGUGUGCACUGUGCGAACGUGGCGCAGUGGCUUUGGACUGAAAACCAGUGUUCUUUGGAAGUAUCCUGAGGGUUGGGUCAGUGGAAACCUUUCCAGCCUCACUUAAUGACUUGCAUUGUGGCUUUCCUGCGAGCACCUGUUGCACCUUCAAUACCACAUGGUCUGCCACUCUCCAGACGAAUGUGACACGUCAUGAUCACCGUUAGUUUCAUCAUUGUUCCAUUUGUUGCUUUAGGAAAAGGAAGGGGAAGGGGAAGGGGCUUUUUGUUGUUUUCCUUUUUUCCCCUGGUCUCUUUUCUUUUGGUGGCUUAACCCACACUUGCUCGGUGACUGAUUCCACUCCCUCGCCCGGUACUUCAGGCUUCGUUCUAGGCUCACGUUUCAGAUCUGCAUGCAUUGCUUGCCUUUUCCUGGUAUCAGAAUGUUGGUUCCUCGUUCGAGGAGCCCAACAUGAGUUUCCAAAAUUAUCGUGGGACUUGUGAGUGCACAAGCCCUGAACCUGUAUAAAAUGUCCCGGCCUUCCUCACUGACCUGCUAUCGUGUUCCCGUGUCGUGUGCGUGUGACGUCCGGCUGCCACGUGAAGCUUCCGAGGAGAACCUUAAACGCAGACCAUCCUUUUUUGCAUGCUCUAUUCUAAGUAGGAUGUUCAAUGUAACUAACUGAACUUGCAUGUGAAAGAUAUUUAGGUUUUUUGUUUUCUUUGUUUUUAUUUGUUUUCAGUUCUCUGUAUAUUGCUUCCUGUGCCGUUGUAGUGGUGGUAGGAUGAAAAUGCGCUGGUGGCACCACGCAGUGCCGGCAGAGGGUGGUUCCCCAGCUCUGUCUGUCGUGCAGCAUUUGAAGGGACUGUGCAUGCUCGAAGCGCUCGCAGUCACCUCUAAGCCAGAGUUCAUUCCUAUUCCUCUUUUACGUGCCAAACCCUGAAGUGCAUUGGGCUCGAAUCUCUGAGCGCUCUGGACCCAUUAGAAGACUGUUCUGAUUGUCACAAAUUGUAGUGCCUGAAAACAUGCGUAAGCUGAUUGUCUUAAAAAAAAAAAAAAGAAAGAAAGAAAGAAAGUUCUCCAAAGACAAAACAGGAACAAUUAUUAUAACAAAUAAUUAUGGUCGAAAUGUCUGUGGUUCCUUGGAAAUGCUGCGCUUUUUGUAUUUCCACCAUUAGUGCGGUGUGAGCGGAUGUGUAUAGUUCAGAGGUCUUCGUGUUCGCAUCUUACAAUUAGGUAAAUGACCUCAUCUUUCAGGCUUGAAUUCAUUUUUAAUUUUAAUUUUAUUUUAUACAAUGUGUAGACCGUUCCCUGUUCUCUGCAUUUAGAAGUAUAAACAAUAUAAAUCUGUUAAUUCUGUAAGUAAUUUUUAUAAUUAUGAUGUAACUCUAUCCUAUCCUUAAAACAUUUAAAAUAAACCCUUUAUGUGCAA
Callorhinus ursinus (northern fur seal) is the source of this 4299-nucleotide messenger RNA. It is a transcript of the gene SPIN1, whose product is annotated as spindlin 1. The record is from RefSeq and is a predicted model, not a curated record. NCBI's taxonomy places the organism in Eukaryota, Metazoa, Chordata, Mammalia, Carnivora, Otariidae. Gene Ontology annotation, biological process: gamete generation.